CUUCAUAUCGGGUUCUAGCUGAGUUAGCUCUGUGCAGUUUUCUCCCAUCUGUCCUAUCUGUAUAGGCUGGAGUUUGGAUAGCAAGAGUUGAAAAUUGUGAUUUGCUUUUGCUCUUUAACUAAGUGAGGAGUUUGCUUACUACUUCAUGGCAAGUGGGGACAACAGGUCACCAUGGCAGAUGAUGCAGAUAAACCCACUCCACUCAAUAAAAAUGGAAAGAAAAGCGACGGACCUUCUGGAAGCUCAUUCUUCACGUGGUUCAUGAUUAUCGCUUUGUUGGGGGUCUGGACGUCAGUGGCUGUUGUUUGGUUUGACCUGGUGGAUUACGAAGAUGUUCUGGCCAAAGCAAAGGAGUUUCGUUAUAAUUUGUCAGAGGUGUUGCAAGGGAAACUUGGAGUCUAUGAUGCCGACGGAGAUGGUGACUUUGACAUGGAAGACGCCAAGGUUUUGCUAGGCCUCACCAAAGGUGAUGGUAAUAAUGACCAAAUUGAUACACUCGAGGAAGUCCUAGAUACUAUAGCGGAGGAAACCUCAGAUUGGGCUUAUGGUUUCUUCUCCUUUCUGUUUGAUGUAAUGACCCCUUUUGAAAUACUAGAAGAUGAAGAAAACGAAGCUUCCAAGGAUGUUGCUGAGGAGGAACCAGGAGGAAAAUUGAAAGCAAAAGAAAAAGCCAAGGCAAAAGUCAAGACAACAUUGAUAGAGCUUAAAAGGGCAAAAGAGAAAAUCCAAAUGAGUAAAGAGAAGAAACCCACAACUAUAAGAGCUACUGAGGAAGAGAAGCCCAAGAAAACCAGGAGAGAGAGGGCGGAGCUGAAUGCAGAUACAGUGAAGAAAGCAAAGCCGGUGAGAAAAAUUGAAACCAAGAAAGAAAAGGGGAAGAAAGAUAAGGAUGAGGAAGGAAAGGGGAAGUUGGAGUCCAAGAAGAAGGCUAAUAAAGUUGAUAAGGAGCCUAAAGCAGUAAAAAAGUUGCAAGUCAAAAGUAAAGAGUUGAAAGUACUCAAUAGGCCUCUCAAGAAAAUGAAAAUCACCACAAAGGAGAAAGAUAAAGGUCGCAGGAAUUGAACAUGCCCCGAAAAACGUGGAAAGCCACCACUGUGCAGUCUACCGCCUUCAACUGGACCCGCAUUGUGACAG
Messenger RNA from Callorhinchus milii (elephant shark), 1134 nucleotides. RefSeq names its product aspartate beta-hydroxylase (gene asph). Gene Ontology annotation, cellular component: membrane; endoplasmic reticulum. The transcript has 7 exons. Gene Ontology annotation, biological process: peptidyl-aspartic acid hydroxylation. The coding region runs from base 172 to 1062 and encodes 296 amino acids. Gene Ontology annotation, molecular function: peptidyl-aspartic acid 3-dioxygenase activity. NCBI's taxonomy places the organism in Eukaryota, Metazoa, Chordata, Chondrichthyes, Chimaeriformes, Callorhinchidae. The record is from RefSeq and is a predicted model, not a curated record.